Messenger RNA from Brassica rapa (field mustard), 6041 nucleotides. RefSeq names its product glycosyltransferase family 92 protein At1g27200. Gene Ontology annotation, cellular component: cytoplasm. NCBI's taxonomy places the organism in Eukaryota, Viridiplantae, Streptophyta, Magnoliopsida, Brassicales, Brassicaceae. The record is from RefSeq and is a predicted model, not a curated record. Gene Ontology annotation, molecular function: glycosyltransferase activity.
UUGAAUUUCUAGCGUGCAUAAUUUAUUGAGUUUUGCCAUUGUAGUACGGACAUAAAAAGGAAAAUAACCAAAACACACUGGUUCCAAACUCGGAGCUGCAAAUGUUUGGGAACAAUAAUCAACUAUAAAAUAGACAAUAAACAAACAGGCAAUGAAGAUAGUUUAGAUGUGUAAGUUAAUCCCAACUCUCUCAAUAAACGCAACUCAGGUUUACAUGUCUCUUAUCAGCAGUGGCGGACGCAAGUGAUGAGGAAUGAGGUCACGUGCCCCCAACUAAAUUUUAUUUUCCUGCAGUAAUUACUUUUAAUUUAAGAAAUGCUCCAUAAUCCUACAACUAGACGUAAUGAAAUAAAUAUUGUGCCCCCAUCUAAGAGCAUCUCCAACCCAUUGCUAUUUUCACUUCUAUAAUAGCAUUUAGAGGUGAAAUUGCUCCAACCCACCUUUAUUUCUUUCUCUAUAAUAGAGAUCUUUAUAUUUUUCUCUAUUUAUAGAGGAAGAAAUAGCAUUCCUCUAUUUUUACUCUAUAAUUGAAGAUUGCUAUUAUAGAGAAAUACAUUGGAGCAUAUCUCACCUCUAUUAUAGAGUUUCUAUAUUUUAGAGAUGAGAAUAGCAAAAUACAUUGGAGAUGGUCUAAUAAUAACUCUGUAUCCGCCCCUGCUUAUCAGGGUUGAUCCCACUCUUGCCUUUGGAAGGGCGUGGGUGAUCUUAGUGCUUGAUGGUUCCUAUUUCUUUAGUUGAGAAAUGAGAAGCUACCAUAUCCCACUAUUCAUUUGAUCAUCAGACGUUUUGUGUGCAUACGUUUGAUCAUCAUUACUCUCUGCAUACACCGUGGGCUAGCUACUAUAUUUUGAUUUUGUCUCUGAGUUGUUUGACUCAGUAUGGAUAAUAACAUGUGCAUGUGGUGGAUGAACAAAUUAUGGGCGCUAUGAUUGAAGAUAUAAGAAGUGAUAAACAAGAAAAAACAAAAGCUGGGAGAACGGAACGAAGAAUGUUGCUGGAUUUAUUGGUUUUCUUGUAAUCAUUCAGAAAAGAAGAGCCCAACAAGAAUAACAUACAAGAAGAGGAAUAAAAUGAUGAAUGUAUAAUUGUAAUGGAAGACACAUUCCUCUCUUAUCGUUUUUCUUGUACAUCAAUCAUUAGUUAUAAUCGUAUAAGUUAUAAAUAUAUAAAAGAAAAUGAGGGAGAGAACAAAGGAACAUGAUUCCAGCUAUUCUAAGCAACUUCUCACUAUCUUAAACCCUCUACCUAAUCUCCACGUUCCUCAUUCCCAAAUCUGGUAACCUUUCUUCUUUUAAUUAUGACUCAUUACAGAAUCAAUCAAUAUACGAUUAAAAAGAUCAGCACUCCAAUUAAACAAACUAUGUUUGCUUUGCAUAAUUGAUAAUCAGUUGGAUUUAUAUACCUAAUUCAUCCCACUUUCUUCCUAGUAUAUAUUGCAUAGGAAUACAAUACUAAUCUCACAAAACACACGUAAACACGUAUCAAAGUCAAUCUUAUAUAUUAAAAUAGAAGUCACAACUUUGAUUCAUGUGUGAUUUUUUCAAAAAAUGGACCCUCACUAGAAAGUUAUGUUUCAUUUAUUUCUAAUUAAUAUUUUAUGACUUACUCGGCGGUAAUUACUUACGCCUAUAAAAUCGGUACGGUUGAACAAAUAUAUUUUGGCAUCAUUUAUAAAUCACAUACACGACAUGUAUAUAUAUCGAACCUAACUUAUGCUUAAUAAGAUUCACUCUUGAACCGGCUCGCUUUAUACACUUAAUAAACAAGGAAAGCAUUUGAUUAAACCGGCUCUAACCAUCAUUUAUAAUAUAUGAUUAGUUUGACUAUUCAACCUAUUCGAUUUAAACACUAAAUAAACCACAUCACACAUUGGACUUAACUGGACAUCAAGUGAUCAUCAUUUAUAAUACAUUAUUACCUUGAGUAUUCAGCCGGUUCGUUAUAUACAGUAAAUAAAACUAACAAAAUAAGAUUUGAACGGUACUUGGAAUGAAAUACUAUUCAUAUUUUUGGGUACUUUCAUAAUUCAUAAAUUAUUGCUGAGAACCAAGUACAUAUUAUACCUAUAUAAAAAGAUUCUAUGGAUUUAUGGAUUUAUUAGUUAAGACGAAUGUUUAUUUUAAAAGGCUUUUUAAACCUUUUGAUUGCAAUAUACGAUUCUCAAAAAUAGUUUCUAUAUUCCAUAAUAUUGACAUAAUUUAUUAUUGAUCUCCAUAAAAAGCUCAUCCACCUUAGCUAAUAUACACAAGAUCCAUUUUGAAAAGGUAAAUUCAUAAAUAAUUUAAUAUUGUGUGUGGGUUUACUAAUCAUAUAUUCCAAGUGUAUAUAUAAAAGCUAUUAGUAAUAGAUCACAUAUUUCUUGAAUAAUUGAAUUUAAAAUGUUAACGCCCAUUGAAUUUAUAGAUAGAUAGUAUAUUUUCGUACAUUGUCCUAAUUUUAAAUGUUUAAACUAUUUUUUUUAAACGAAAUAUAUUUUUUUACUAGAUAAGAUUUUUCUAUUUAUGUAAAGUCAUCUUAUUAUGUAAAGUCACAUAUAAAUUUGUAUUUUAAUAAUAAACCUUCAUAUGUAAUAUAUUUUUAGACAUUACAAUAAUUUUCUAUUUUACGAAAAUUAGAAGAGAUUACCGAGUUUAAUAAUUAAACAAAAAUCCAACAAACAAUAUAUUGUAAAUAAAAUAAAAAAAAACUAAUGUGAUAGUUUGAACAAUUAAUUUGAUUAAGAACACGUAAACUAUAACAAUUUUGAGUUUGAAAAAGUUAUUUACACAUUUCAAAAUAUGUGAUUAUUAUAAUAUAUAUUAUUUUAAAGUAAAAACAAAAUAUCUAUGUAAAUAUGAAUGAAAACAAAUACCCGCACGGUUGUGCGGGUCAAAAUCUAGUGAUACAUUAAAAGAUGAAAUGAAAUACUGGGAGUCGGUUAUAUACGACAAACUUAACAACAAAAUAUCUCAUAUACCAAACGACACAAAACAGUUUACUAUACCCUAAGCAAAAUUGUAUGUUCUUCUUGAAACUCACCGAUCGAAUGAACGUUGCUACUGAGGUCGGCAACGCGAGAUGGAUGAAUAGCAUGCAAUCACCCUCAGCGUCACAUUCAUUAAGACCUCCCUUGUAAUAUAGGACGAAAGAAGCUGAUAUUAUUUAUUUAACUAAGAGACAUCACUUAAUAGAUUUUCUACUUUGCAUUGUAAACUACUAAAUUAGCUAACAAUCCAAAAAGGGCAAUAAAAAAAAUAUUAUUUUAAAUUCCGAAAUAGUGAUGAGUUUGUUGUCGAACAUACUUAUUAGUGACAAAACGUGAUCUUCACCAAGUUUUGUUUUACCAGAACAUGUUUAACUUCUGAAGAAGAAUUUAAAGAUAGUAGUAUAUUAUAUGAAGGAAUUAGAUCGAUCAAAGAAUUAUACUGAAAUAUGUAAUUAUGCUGUUUAAUUCGGAUGUCAAACAUUCAAACUCAUCAACCAUACUUUUCCACACCGACCUAUUGUUUAGCUACACACAUAAGCAGCCUUGAUAAUUCAAUCUCAAUCAUGCUUUGUGCCAACAAGUUUGGUCCUCUCCUCCGGCGAAUCUUUGAAAACAAUUGAUAUUGAUUUCCGUAAGAAUCUAAAAGACCACGCAACACAACUGUCAGAGAAGAAUCAUACAUCUCUCAUUUUUUUUUCAAACCCAAAACAUUUAACAAAUAAAAAAAGUUUCUAGAGUAGUCCACGUUGUUAUAGCUAGCAUCAUCAUCUUUCUCACAUUCAUUAUUAAACUAGCAAAAAUCAUUAAGCCAUUAGAAAAUGACGUAAACACUCCUUAAUUAAUUAAUUAACCAACCCCAAAUGUAGGAAAAUGAUUAGGACUAAUCGGUGGCUUCCAAUAUUAUUGAAAACGACGCCGCUUAACGCAACUAACUCAUCACAAACCGAUUAUUUCAAAAAAUAUAUAUUCCCUACUUUACUUCUACUCUUACAAAGUACUUUUGUCUGCCGGCGCAAACACCAGAUCUCUCCUCCCGAGUUAAACACCAGUUAUUAAAGCAACCUGUUCUGUUCUAACCAACCCGGAAGAAAAAGUUUCGAUUUUUAUAAAACUUUAGUGGAGAACGAAGAAGAUGGAGUACGAGAAUGGGAAGAAGAGGAAAGUUCGAAACAGACAGCAACAAUUAAAACCACAGUUCUUGUCUCCAAGGUAUCUAACAAUAAGCCUCUGUUCUUUCUUCGUCUUGCUCUUCUUCUUAUCCUCCAACCGAAUCUCCGUCCGUUCCGAUUCUCUGAGACCCUCUCUUCGUCUCCCUGCUCUCUCCGUCUCAUCUUCAAUGGACCGUUCCCUUCACGCUAGAUUAUUCCCUCCAUUGAGAGUCGAAGACAGAGUCCAGUUCCCAGACCACCUCCUUCUCAUUCUCUCGACCAAAAUCGAGAAAGGCGUGAAGAAAGACUUAGUCUGUGUUUACCACGGAGGAAGAAAGGAAGAGACUUUGGCUUUGCCGUCGAUCUCUAGCGACGAACUCGACGAGUUCAGAUCGAUAGUUCGAUGCCCAAAUGCUCCUUUGAACUACUCUUCCUCUGUUAAUAUCCAAUCCCGUGGAGAUACGAGAGAGAGUGAGAAGGUUCAUGAUUGGUCAAAAGUUGUUUACGACGCGGUGGUUGACGCCGACGGCGACGGAGACACGGUGGUUGUGUUUGUCAAAGGGUUGACUCGAAGACCCCACAAGGAGUCAGAUCCUUCUAACUACAAAUGCCAUUUCGAGACACGUGUCGAAGUUUUACUCACGCAAGCUCUCGCUGCGGCGCAAGAGGUAGUGAGGUGUGUUUUGCCAGAGAGCUUGAAGCUAAAUCCAGAGCCGUUUCGUGUGAGCGUAAGAGGAAGAUCCACGCCUGCUUUACCAUCCGUCGCGAGAAUCUACGGUUCAGAUUCCAUCGUGAAGGUGAAGAAGAAGCAUGAGCUUUGCGUUUGCACGAUGCUAUGGAACCAAGCUCCCUUCUUGCGUGAAUGGAUUAUGUAUCACUCGUGGUUAGGCGUCGAGCGUUGGUUUAUCUACGACAACAACAGCGACGACGGUUUACAAGAGGAGAUUAAAUUGCUUAACUCGGAGAGUUACAACGUGAGCCGACACGUUUGGCCGUGGAUCAAGACGCAAGAAGCUGGUUUCUCUCAUUGUGCGGUUAGAGCUAAAAGUGAAUGCAACUGGGUCGGGUUCUUCGACGUGGACGAGUUCUACUACUUCCCUACGCAUCGCUCUCAAGGCUUACCUAGCAAAAACGCUUUAUCCUCUCUUGUGUCUAACUACACUUCGUGGGGUUUGGUUGGAGAGAUUAGAACCGAAUGUCAUAGCUACGGUCCGUCCGGUUUAACCUCGGUUCCGUCACAAGGCGUGACGGUGGGGUACACUUGUAGACAAGCGAACCCGGAGAGACAUAAGUCUAUAAUCCGACCAGAGCUGCUGACGAGCUCUUUGCUAAACGAAGUACAUCAUUUUCAGAUGAGGGAAGGUGUGGGGCAUGUGAGUUUGGUGGAGAGCGUUGCGGUUGUGAACCAUUACAAGUACCAAGUGUGGGAGACUUUUAAAGCGAAGUUUGAGAGGAGAGUGGCGACUUAUGUUGUGGACUGGCGAGAGAAUCAGAACCAAGGGUCUAAAGACCGAGCUCCGGGGCUAGGGACGGAGGCGGUUGAGCCGGUGGAUUGGAAGAGACGGUUCUGUGAGGUUUGGGAUACUGGUUUGAAGGAUUUGGUUUUGUCGAGUUUUGCUGAUCAAGUGACUGGCUAUUUGCCUUGGCAGAGGCAACUACAAGAAUGAUGACUUUAAUUCUUUUUUAGUUGGUUUCUGAGGUUAACUUCAGGUGUACAUUUGACGAGUAUACAUGCCAACACGACAUUAAUAGUUUACUUAUUAGUUAUUUAAUUGGUUCUUUUUGGGGGAGUUGAAAUGGUUACUAAUGUUUUGUUUCUUAAGAGUUUUUUUUACCACAUCUGUAAAUCUUGGUGACACUGAAAAUUUAAGUUGUUUUUUGGUGCCUUGUUUCUUAAUUGUGUGCACAAAGCUAACAAGUUCUUGCCA